Umbelopsis ramanniana AG is the source of this 768-nucleotide messenger RNA. RefSeq lists its product as uncharacterized. Bases 6 to 608 code for a protein of 200 amino acids. Gene Ontology annotation, cellular component: Dsc E3 ubiquitin ligase complex. Lineage: Eukaryota; Fungi; Mucoromycota; Umbelopsidomycetes; Umbelopsidales; Umbelopsidaceae. The transcript has 3 exons. The record is from RefSeq and is a predicted model, not a curated record. Gene Ontology annotation, biological process: protein processing; SREBP signaling pathway.
GCAAGAUGGGCUUAUAUGCUAAGCGAGAUGUCAUACGGUCUCUCGACUUUUUACUGUAUUGCCAGUUUGCAUACAUAUAUUUACUGGAUGCCAGCUUACUGGUCUUGCUCUUUCGGAUACUGAUCCAGUUGUUUUUAUCUCCAAGAUCGAUUGCCCGAACAUUGAGAACGGCACUUGGUAUUGCACUGGGAGGAUUUAUACUUUGUCUGCUAUUGCACGCAACAUCGGAGCCUGCGCAAUAUGGUCUUUUGAUUGACUUCGUCGGUCGUGUUUACAAGCCAUCAAAGUUACGACUCAUAGUCUUGGAUUUCAUUAUUUUAUGUUUUCAAGUAAUUCUGAUUUUUACAUCAUCAAGCCUGACAUCGGCGUUACUGCAAAGAGUCACUACAACCGCAGCCAAUGUAGCAGCAGCAGCAGGCAAUGACACAUCUAGCAGUAACCAUGAACGGAUAGAGGAGGAGAGCGCGGAAAUCCAAGAACCACCGAUUGGAUAUGAACAUGAGCUGGUGGUCGAUGUGAAUUUACGAGCGUCUAUUCGUAACGUGUUUUACGCCGAAAUGGACAUUACCCAAUUGCGAGAGCAACGUGAAAGAACUCUUUUGGUUUAAAAAUCAUAUCUCUCAUUUGCUGUUUCUGCCUGUAAUAGUAUUAUCUCCCAUGCCCUUACCAUCACUACCAAAAAAACCCCCCCCCAUUGUCUUAGACGCUGAAUACAGCGAUACAUUGAGAUGUAAAUACCAUUAUUCCACUUUUACACCCGAAGAAAAG